CCUACUGGAGUAAGGCACCUGUGAUGGGAAAAAAAAUGUUCUCCUAGUCCCAGGGGAAGUUUGAUUCUAAUUACUGGUGUGCUUUUUAAAGAACAACUGUCAAUACGAAGGACAAUGCACAGUGUGUGUCCUGAUGACAUUUUGUGUGCUGCAACAUGGCUCUUGUCAUGGCAUCCGAGACUGAAAAGGCCCACGCUCUUCUCCAGACUUUCAGCACAGCGUCGGUUCUUUCCAGUCUAGGUUUGGGGAUAUUCUGCUUUGUAGCAGACAGACUCCUGCAGUUUUCCUUCAUUCAGCAGAAUGACUGGCUAAGAGCCUUAUCUGAUAAUGCAGUGCAUGGCAUACUGGGGAUGUGGUCCUGGGCGAUAGUGAUUGGACUCAGGAAGAAAAGUGACUUCACUGAGGUCACCCUAGCUGGCUUUCUUGCCUCUGUCAUUGACGUGGACCACUUCUUUCUUGCUGGAUCUCUGUCAUUAAAGGCUGCUCUGACUCUUCCACGGAGACCACUUCUUCAUUGUUCUACUGUGAUUCCUGUGGUGGCUCUGACAUUAAAGUUUAUCAUGCAGCUUUUCAGGCUUAAGGACUCAUGGUGCUUUCUUCCCUGGAUGUUAUUCAUAUCCUGGACUUCUCAUCAUGUCCGUGAUGGGAUUCGUCAUGGCCUCUGGAUCUGCCCAUUUGGAAAAACUCCUCCCUUGCCAUAUUGGCUGUAUGUGGCAAUUACAGCAUCUUUACCUCAUCUGUGUUCAUUUAUUAUGUAUUUAACGGGCACUAGAGAAUUAAUGUCCAUAAAACAUGGAAUCCGCAUUGAUGUAUAGGAAUAAUGGCGUUUCAAGGUGGUUUGUGCAAGCACUUGAAGUAACCUGCCUGUCUGUCACUGAAGGGUUUCCUUGUGUUUCCUACACCUUCUGAAUUAGGCAUUUUAAAGUUGUGGAGCCAAUUACAGCUCUUGUGUCAAUUCCUUGUGGUCACAGAACCUAUUUAAUGAAUAAUAAUAAUUUUAUAUCUCUACAUUUCCCUUGUACAGUGUGUGGUCUUCCAUGAUAGUUCAUGCAUAGCAAGCUGAUUAUGAAGUAUUUAGUUUCUCUCUGUAGUAAUUACAUUGCAUUUUACUGUUAUGGUGCCAUUCAUUUGAUCACCAUUCACUUUGGAUUUGUAUUCUGCCUCUGGAGAAUACGUUUCAUCCAGAUAGUAUUUGUAUGGCACUUUAAAAAUUUGAAGUUCUAUAUAAAUGCUAGGUAUUAUUGAGGAUUUAAUAGUGUUUGGGAAUUCUAAAAAAAUCUCUGUUAGCCUUUCUAAUUUAUUAAUAUGUUAGGAGUCCUGCUGGAUUUUUGCAUUCAACCAUUUUAAAAGAAACACCGCCUCUAUUUCACACUGUCUGUCCACACCUCUUUGAACCUGUAAUCACAAAGUGUUUUACUAAAUUCUGUAUGUCCCUGUCAUUGCUUAAUACUAAAUUUGCAGAUAAUUACUAGCCUCAAAAUUAGAAAGGGGUAUACAGAUUGGUUAUAGUAUUAUGGUGUGUUGUCCAAUUUGUUUAAUUUUUAAAAAUACACUAAAUAUGAAUACUGUUUCAUUUGAAACCAAGGAAUUUUAUUUAAUAUUUAAGAAUUGUGUGAAGAUUCAGGGAGACUCAAGAAAAUAAAAUUUGCUUAUAACACAGGCUUGCUUAAAGAUAUUACUACUCAGUAAAACAUUUUCCAUUAAGUGCAAUAUCAUCCUCAUAAGUGUAAAAUAAAAUGCAUUAUAAUUAUUAUUAUUAUACUACAGAAAUAUAAAUUUCCUCAUAAAGAAGAUCCAUAAGGAAAAGUGUUAUUAUGCUGCAGUUUAUGAGGUAGUAAUUUGCACUAUGGACUAUUCAGUUUUUGUUUAUAGACAUCUCUCAGAAGGAGUCCCAAAUUAAAAGUUGUCUGGUCUUGUCUAACUAGACAAGACUGUCUAGACUUGUGCAGUUUAUAAUAUACAAGCUGAGAAUGUCUAUUAAUAAUUUUUAAAUUUUUUAUUCACUGCCCAUAAAAGAGAUGGGGCCUUAACUACUCCAGCUUGUGAUGAAUAGCUGUCAAAAGGGGAUCAUUUUUAUGGAACUGCAUGUAUAAGGUAGCAUGUGUUUAACUUAGGUUACCAAGGGGUGUAAGGGUUUAACAUGAUGUGUACAUUUACAUUAUUAAAUGUAUAUUAGAAUAAAGUUUAAAAAAAAUUAUUAAAUGGGAUGCUUGUUGUAAUAAGUACCAGAAACUUCCUGUGGCUGCAGAAUCCUUAAGGCUCUUUGAAGCAUUCUGUGCUAAUCAUGGAAAGUGUUGCACCUCUUUAAAAUGUGUCUUUGCAUCAAAAGAAUAGUCACUGUCCUGUCUGUUCUUCACGUUAGAAAUGUAUGCCAAUGCAAACUUGCCUGAUAGUACAGUGGGCCUGUCUGGCCUUUAUUAUAAAAUGAAUAAAAGGUUUCUUUGUUGGAAAGAAGAUUGUAAGAGCAAAAACCUCCUUAGAGGUUUAUCCUCAUGCUGUGAAUUUCUGUCCUUUAGAGUUUUCCAGAAACAGCAUAAGAAAUAUCUUGCUUUAGAGCUUCAGAUCAAAACUGGUUUUCAUCCAAAGGCAAGAUGGUUUACUAGAGGAGCAUUGCUCAUUCAUUUACUUUUAUCUUGUAUUUUAAAGUACAGGCUAUGAAAUGCCAAUAAUGAAUAAAUUUUGUGCAAGGGGGGAAGACUGAAACCUGUGUAGAAAAUUUUCUCUAUUCUUGUUUCAUGAUAUAAAGUUUGUAUAAUUUUGUGCUUUAUCCAGGUUUUUUUCAAAGGGAAAUGUAUAAUAGGAACAAGGUGUAGAAUUACACUUUCUCACUUUCAGACUGUAGCUGUAGUGUUUCUGGUAAUUAGGUCUACCCACAGUCCUUAAAAUCAGUACUGUACUGUUCUAGCUAUGUUUAAGCACCAUUUAAUGGGUACAUAUUCAGUAGUUUAAAACUAUGUAUUUUAAUUCUCUUUAAAACUACGAAUUUGAAUUCUCUUUGUGUCUAGGUAUUUCUGUGUGAGCAUUCACAGUAACUUUGAGCUGUAUUUCAAAACACCAUUUUUUCCGGCCGUGUUCUUACGCCAGUUCUACCACAACAAUAGGUGAACCCUUCAUGAACUC
This is a messenger RNA of Melozone crissalis (California towhee), 3120 nucleotides long. RefSeq names its product transmembrane protein 267 (gene TMEM267). The record is from RefSeq and is a predicted model, not a curated record. NCBI's taxonomy places the organism in Eukaryota, Metazoa, Chordata, Aves, Passeriformes, Passerellidae. The transcript is spliced from 3 exons. The coding region runs from base 156 to 815 and encodes 219 amino acids.